AUGGCGGACACCAACAGGAAGGAACAACCCGACUACUCAGCUUGGAGUAACACUAGCCUGAUCGCGCGCAUUACAGAGUUAGAGCGCCAGCUUCACUCUCAGACGACGGAAUUCACAGCGCCAACCGAAGAGCCGUCACAGACACCCUGCUCUUCUGCUGCGCCAAUCUCUGCCGAUGUUCAGGAACUGGCGGUCCCUCUCGCUGAAUCAUUCAAUGCCUCUAAGAAGCGACCACACUCUCCUCCAGAUAGCGACACUACCCCGGUGCCCGCGCCGCCGAAGCGGUUCAUCAAAGUCCCGAAACCUCCAAAAGUCGACCGCAGUUUUGACCCCUCUAAAUAUACAACGCGGUUCAUUGCGCUAAAGUUCGCAUACUUGGGCCAAGAAUAUAAUGGACUGGAACAUACAAAUGGCAAUACCACGCCCCUGCCUACCGUUGAAGAGAUUCUGUGGAAGGCGUUGAAGCGUACGCGGCUCAUCUCCCCCGAGACCACUUCUGAUCUCGAGCCGCCCGAGAGAGCGGCGCGCGUCCCCAUGCGCCCGUACCACCUUUACUGGGAUGGAUGCGACUACUCUAAAGCAGGUCGUACGGAUAAGGGUGUGAGCGCCUUUGGGCAGGUUAUUGGACUGCGGGUCCGCAGUCAACGGCCUAUGCCCAAGACCCCCACCGAGAGCGAGGAUGCGAUGAACGUUGACUCGGGAUCUACCGAAAAAGAGUGGGAUGAUGUAGCCGAUGAGAUGAACUAUAUCAAUGUUCUAAACAGGGUGCUUCCGGAAGACAUCAGAGUUUUGGCGUGGUGCCCUAACCCGCCUCCUGGUUUCGAUGCCCGCUUCUCCUGCCGUGAACGCCGGUACAAAUACUUCUUCACCAACCCGGCGUUCUCUCCGACUCCUGGGCCCAUUGGAUUCCAGAACCGUGCAAACAAUGGCAAUGGACCGCGUGCUGAAUUCCGAGAAGGCUGGCUCGAUAUCGAGGCUAUGCGCGAGGCAGCUAAGCAUUUCGAGGGUCUGCAUGAUUUCCGGAAUUUCUGCAAGUUGGACACCAAUAAGCAGAUUGAUAAUUUUGAACGCAUUAUCCAUCACUCUAGCAUUGAAGCCGUCAAUCCCAAGGUCAGCCCAGUGGGCUACAUUGGCCAACCUGGGUUCCAGGCCAAAGAAGGUUGUGUACCCGAUUCGGAUGUAUCGACGCCCAGUACGGUUUCUCAAAACAUCCCCCAGGUCUACUCGUUCAACCUUCAUGGGUCUGCCUUCUUGUGGCACCAGGUGCGACACAUGGUUGCAAUCCUGUUCCUAGUUGGACAGGGACUCGAAUCCCCAUCUAUCGUCCCUGAACUGCUGGACGUUGCUAAGAACCCGCGAAAGCCAACCUAUGCGAUGGCUGAUGAUGCUCCCCUGGUCCUUUGGGACUGUAUUUUCCCCGACCCGAAGUCUGGUAGUCGCGCAGAUUCCUUGAAUUGGAUUUAUGCUGGUGACAACCCUCCAAACUGCAAGGGGAGCGCCAAGGGUGACAGCAAAUUCGGGAUGCGGGGCACUGUUGAACGAAUGUGGACCGUCUGGAGAAAGCGCAAGAUAGAUGAGAUUCUAGCGGGUGCUCUGCUGGACUUGACUGCCAGUCAGGGUAACCAGGACGUGGAAGACAUUGACAACCAAUGGCUGAACGCGGGUUAUUCCAAGAGAUCAAACAGAGGUGCCAAGAUCUGGUAUGGUGGAAACGAUACUGUUGUUGGUGGAAAGUAUACCCGUGUCGACGAAAAGAGCAAGAUGGAGACCGUGGAGGUUCAGAACGCCAAAGGACUCGUCAUAAAGCAGCGCAGACUAGCAAAGGGCGAGGCUGCAAAGGCGGCCCUCCAGGAAUGA
Penicillium griseofulvum is the source of this 1857-nucleotide messenger RNA. Its product is annotated as pseudouridine synthase DEG1. The record is from RefSeq and is a predicted model, not a curated record. Gene Ontology annotation, molecular function: pseudouridine synthase activity; RNA binding. Gene Ontology annotation, cellular component: nucleus; cytoplasm. The coding region runs from base 1 to 1857 and encodes 618 amino acids. NCBI's taxonomy places the organism in Eukaryota, Fungi, Ascomycota, Eurotiomycetes, Eurotiales, Aspergillaceae. The transcript has a single exon. Gene Ontology annotation, biological process: tRNA pseudouridine synthesis; mRNA pseudouridine synthesis.